Mytilus trossulus (common blue mussel) is the source of this 1755-nucleotide messenger RNA. RefSeq lists its product as uncharacterized. Bases 1 to 1755 code for a protein of 584 amino acids. Gene Ontology annotation, molecular function: protein binding. The record is from RefSeq and is a predicted model, not a curated record. The transcript is spliced from 3 exons. NCBI's taxonomy places the organism in Eukaryota, Metazoa, Mollusca, Bivalvia, Mytilida, Mytilidae.
AUGGUAUGUCUGAUAAGAAAUCUAACACAGAUAACAGUUGGGGAGAAGUUGCCUUUACAGACGGACACAAGCGAUGGCGCAGAUCUUUCCAGGGUGAAAUAUUACAGAAAUAAGUUAGUUCAUAGUGAAAAAGUUGCGGUUUCAGAUAAACCUUUCCAGGAAUAUUGGACAGAUAUAUCAGAGGCGAUCAUAAGACUUGGUGGAUCUAAAUACAAGCUGAUUUGUCGUGAAAUAGAGGCAAGACAACUUGGUGAUGAUGACAAGAAACUGCUGACAGAGAUCAGAAAUAUUUCAAGGUCGUAUGAUCCUAUACCAAAGGGAAUGAGAGUUAUUAAUGAUCAAAAGGUAGAAGAAUGGAUAAUGGAAAGUGUGAUUGAAACUCGGGCAAUCAAACAGAUGUGCAAAUUGACUAUAGCAGGUCAUGUGGUAGUGGCUGUUGGGCCGUCUGGUUGUGGAAAAUCCACUGCUAUUCAUCGAGUAGCAGUGAAAUUAAUAGUUCAUGGUGGAUUUAGUAUUGUGCCUGUAUACAGCGCUGAAAAAAUUGUAGAACUGUAUAAUCCUGACCGCCGACAAGUAUUUGUUAUAGGUGAUUUGUGUGGUAAAGCUACCAUAGAUACAUAUAAAGUCCAAAAGUGGUAUGAUUUGUCAAACGAUAUCAUUCAAAUUUUGAAAAACUCUCAUGUAAGAAUUUUAGCUUCUUGUAGGACUCACAUAUUUCAGGACCGACUAUUUCAACCUAUAAAACUUUUAAGAAAAGCUACAUGUGACUUUUUGUCAGAUGAAUAUUGUCUGACAAAUAAAGAAAGAGAAAGUAUUUCGAAUAUAUAUUUAAAAGAAGAAGAAACACGUCACCUGUUAGAGUGUCCAGAACGCUUAAAUUUUGAGUGUGUUCCACUUUUGUGUUGUCUGUACUCUCAAAAUAGAACUGGGCAAAUUAUUGAUUUUUUUACAAAUCCAGCUCAAGUCAUAAGAGACGAAUUAAAUUUACUCUGGGAAGCCCCUGAUCAGAAGACAUAUGGUACAUUGAUACUGUUUAUAGUGUAUAAUAAUUUUUUGCCGAUAGCACUUUUAAAUAAGACAUCUGGUAUAAAAUCAAUUCUUGAAGAAAUAUCAGAUGGCUUACAUUUGAAAUCAGUUUUUUCAAUCAAAGCUGUCAUGUCUGAAUUAGCCAAUUUACAAAAUUCUUAUGUAAAAAAACAUGCAAAUGGGUAUAGUAUUAUCCAUGACAAAAUAUUCGACAUUUUAGUUUGCUUUCACGGAGAACAUGAUUUUGAACUUACUAUUGGUAUUGCUCAUACAGAUGUCAUACGUGAUAGACUAGUUAUGACGUCUUUGUCAGAAAAUGACAGUUAUGGUUCCCAUGAGAAUGUUUUAGUCAUACCAGUAGAAAAAGAAGAAAUAUAUUUUGAUCGAUUGUUUAAAGAUGUUGAUGAAGGCUUUCUUGAAAACAUCUUUUUGAACAAAAACUUGUCUUGUGCUACUUACCGCCAGAAAUUAAUUCAACACUUCAAAGGCACGUCAGAUUUUUCUGCAUUGCUUCGUCAGAUGUCAUGUAAGAAGACAUACAUCUUGAUUUUAUCUAUGCUUCAUAAAGGUUUUUGUGAUAUUGUUCCCUUAUUGAUAACAGAGCAUAUUGAUUUGAAUAUAAAUAACAAAAUCAGUGAAACCCCACUUUUUUUGGCUGUAAAUAAGGGAUAUAAUGAUAUUGUUGAUUUAUUCUUAAAAUACAAUGCCGAUUCUAACAUUUCUCCUUGA